AUGGCGCAGUACGGGUACGGCGGACAACAAAACCCCUUCGACCAGCGGGGAGAUGCUGGAAAUGGUGGAUAUGGUGGAGGAAUGCCGUCGCGACCAAACUACGGACCAGCAAUGGGUAGGGACGACUAUGGCUCGAACAACGUCGAGAUGGCCUCGCUUACCCAGAACCCCGGCUCCUUUGCGACCGGAAACGCGAACUCUGUCUUGAACGAGGUCUCAGAAAUCAACCGCGGGAUCGAUAUGAUUGACCGAAACCUCGACCAGCUGAAGUCUCUCCAACAAAGAGCCCUUGACGAUGCCGAUGCCUCUGCUACGAGCAAUACCAACCGCCAACUUGACGCGCUCAGCUCCGAGACUAUGGCUCAUUACAGACAACUGACCGAGCGAGUACGACAACUCAAGAGCAACCCUGAGAGCCAGCAGAAGUUUGGUCAACAAGUUCGCCGCGUCGAUGGCAGGUUGAAGGAUGCUAUUCGAGCCUACCAAGGUGUUGAGUCAGCUUUCCGCAAGAAGACGCAAGAACAGAUGGCGCGGCAGUAUCGUAUCGUGCGACCCGAUGCUGACGAGGCUGAAGUUCGCGCCGCUGUCGAGGACCAAACUGGCGGUCAACAAGUUUUCCAACAAGCAUUGAUGCAGAGCAACCGUCGUGGCCAAGCCCAAGCCGUCCUGAGCGCAGUCCAAGACCGACACGCUCAGCUAAAGAAGAUUGAGCAACAGAUGAUCGAACUUGCGCAACUCUUCCAGGACAUGGAUACCCUCAUCAUCCAACAAGAAGCUGCCGUGACCAACAUUGAACAGAAGGGCGAGGAAAUUGUUGAGAACAUCGACAAGGGAAACCAGGAGGUCGGUGUCGCUAUCACCACUGCCAGGUCCACAAGGAGAAAGAAGUGGAUCUGCUUGGGUAUUGUUGUUGCCAUUAUCGCCAUUAUCGUCAUUGUUGUUGUAGUAUACGUCGUGGUCACAAAAGGAUCGAGUGGUGGCAACAACAACAAUUCCAAACGAAACCUCUUGCAGCCAAAUGCCCGCUCAUGGUUCGAGAUCGCCGCUGUUCCCAAUCUGCUUGUUGAGAGAGCUCAUCCGAGGGCCCUUGGUUGGCAGCCUGGCGAGUAA
This is a messenger RNA of Annulohypoxylon truncatum, 1110 nucleotides long. RefSeq names its product t-SNARE. The coding region runs from base 1 to 1110 and encodes 369 amino acids. NCBI's taxonomy places the organism in Eukaryota, Fungi, Ascomycota, Sordariomycetes, Xylariales, Hypoxylaceae. The record is from RefSeq and is a predicted model, not a curated record. Gene Ontology annotation, biological process: vesicle fusion; intracellular protein transport; exocytosis. Gene Ontology annotation, molecular function: SNAP receptor activity; SNARE binding. Gene Ontology annotation, cellular component: SNARE complex; plasma membrane; endomembrane system. The transcript is spliced from 4 exons.